Messenger RNA from Sphenostylis stenocarpa, 156 nucleotides. Lineage: Eukaryota; Viridiplantae; Streptophyta; Magnoliopsida; Fabales; Fabaceae. The record is from the annotation of a GenBank genome assembly.
AUGAACGAGGUAAGUCAUGAACGAAGUCGAGGGCUGUACAUGCAGUGCUCACGCAGCUGUACAGGCGGUGGUCACGAGCUGUACAGGCGAUGGUCACGGGCUGUACAUGCGGUGGUCACGGCUGUCAUGCAGCCAACUUCACGUGUUCACAGCUGA